Messenger RNA from Lepisosteus oculatus (spotted gar), 2603 nucleotides. It is a transcript of the gene foxe3, whose product is annotated as forkhead box E3. Gene Ontology annotation, biological process: regulation of transcription by RNA polymerase II; anatomical structure morphogenesis; cell differentiation. Lineage: Eukaryota; Metazoa; Chordata; Actinopteri; Semionotiformes; Lepisosteidae. The record is from RefSeq and is a predicted model, not a curated record. Gene Ontology annotation, molecular function: RNA polymerase II cis-regulatory region sequence-specific DNA binding; DNA-binding transcription factor activity, RNA polymerase II-specific.
CUAAGACGAGGCUGGAGUUCGACGGAAACGAUCGACUUCCACUGUAGGCUGAGAUUAAACAGUCCCAGUAAAGACAUUGGAAAGUAAAGAUGCUGAAAUCUUCGAAAGGCGCUGACAGAGGAAAAUAAAUAAAUCAAUGCCGAAUGUGGACGACCGGGCCGGGUUUUGCGGGGACGCCCCCUACAGAGCCGUGAGCAGCGAGCACAGCCCCCCCUACAGAGCGCGUCCGUGCGGGCUGAGCGCUGGGUGGCGUCACUCCAGCCCGCGGUGCCAUAUAAGACUGCCCGCACCUGGACACGGAGCAGUCAAUCCCCGCGGGGCCGCACGCACAGACAGUCAGGUGCAUCCUCGACCCCCUCUGAGUUCAGGUGCAGUCACUGCCAGGGCAGCAGCUCUAACAGCCGUUUAUGAAUCUUGCAAACUUCACUUACUUUUCGGGAAUGUGCAACAUGACGGCCGAGUCGCAGCAUUCCCCGACCGAGGCCGCCAGUCCCCUGGGCGUCUCUCCAAACGUCAACCUGGACUCUCCAGUGCCCGGCCAAGGCAAGGACGGCGUGCUGAUCAAGUCCGAGCCCAGGGGGAGCAGCCCGGCAGCGGACCGGGAGGACAACGCUCCGGGCCACGCUGACGAGCAGCUGCCCAGUUCGGGCAGCCGGCGCCGGAAGCGGCCGGUGCAGCGAGGAAAGCCCCCGUACAGCUACAUCGCCCUGAUCGCCAUGGCCAUCGCCAACUCCCCGGAGAGGAAGCUCACCCUGGGCGGCAUCUACAAGUUCAUCAUGGAGCGAUUCCCCUUUUACAGGGAGAACUCGAAGAAGUGGCAGAACUCCAUCCGGCACAACCUCACCCUCAACGACUGCUUCGUCAAGAUCCCCAGGGAGCCGGGGCGACCCGGGAAGGGCAACUACUGGACCCUGGACCCGGCGGCUGAGGACAUGUUCGACAACGGCAGCUUCCUGCGCCGGCGAAAGCGCUUCAAGCGCACGGAUGUGAGCACCUACCCGGGCUACAUGCAGACCUCCAGCGCCUUCACCCCCACCCCCGUGGGCAGACCGUCGUACCCCAACACCUUGUACCCGGGCAUGGGCUCCGGGUACGCCCCGCAGAUGGGCUCCCCUCACCCCGCAGUGCUGCACCACUACCAGGGCUCAGCGGGGGUUGGGCAGGGCCAGCACAGGAUGUUCAGCAUUGACAACCUCAUCAGCCAGCAGUCGCUCAUGCAGCCCGCCGCGGCCGUGGAGCUCAACGCUCCGGCGCUCGGCCUGAACACGGACCUGGGGGGCAUGCCUCCCAGCUGCUCGGUGAGCGUCCCCGACGCCUCCUCCUGUUUCCAGUCCCAGCCCGUCAACCCCUCUGGCGGCGUGCUGAGCAGAACCAGCGGCGCCAUCUCAUCGAGCCUGGCCGCGUACCCCUACCCGCCUUCGUCGCCACCCCACCUGCCCGCGAUGAGCCAGGCCAGCUUCUCCCCGGGUGCCUCGCAGAUGUACUGCCCGGGAAACCGCCUCUCCCUGCCGCCUGUGAGGUCCGGCUCCUGCGCCGAGCACACGGAGCAGCUGCUCGGCGUGUCGGGGUCCCCCAUGAACAGUCUCGGCCAGUUCGGUGCCAAUAACUCGUACGUGAGACAAGCGAACUUUGCAUCCGGUCUGGAGAGGUAUAUGUGAAAGAGACAGUCUAGUAACAGUCGAAACCGCAGCCAAACACUGCUUUGGUGCGGCUCGUAAGAAAAGGACAAACUUAAAAACAUUCCAAGAGAGUGAUCUCUUUUUAAUAUAUUUAUAUUAACUAGUACAAGAAUAUUAUUGUUUAUAUUCCAGCUGACCAAACCUCUUUUGUACCCCAAAAACCGUGUGGUCUUUGACUGCUGUUUCCGCAAAGUUGGACUUCUGAGAGCCGAGAGGAAAGUGUUUAUUUUUGGGUGAAUUUCACAAAAGUGGAAAUACAGUAGUAUGCAAUGUCGUUAACAUGUCUCAAAUCGGAGUUUCGUAAUCUUGUUAAUGUGAACAAAAAACCGUUUAAACAGUUGUUGUCAUUAUUCGUAUAAGACUGUAACGCCAAAAUAUACAUUUGACGUUUCAUAAUGAAGAUAGAAAAACUAAUGACAAGAAAACGAGCUUCAAUUUGUCCCUCUGCUCCCCACCCUUCUUUUCUAACUCCUGUGACACUUCAGAGAAGGAAUCAAGCGGCGCUUAACCGUUUUUAAUUUUUUUCAGAGGAUCUGGAGUUUUGUCUUAUUUGUUAAACAAUAGUCUCGUUACCUUCUGUGCCACUCGGCUCUUUUUCCUGGGCCAAUUCGUCUGUUGAAUUCAUACAGUAACGGUUUUUUCCUGAAAUAUGUAUGUUUCGUUGAGGCCUGGUGCUUCCGCGCACAGUCCACACACUGGAAGGCCAAGAUACUGUAUAACUAUAGAUGUGGUUUGUUACCUGUCUAGCGUCAGAUUGGCCAAUUAAGACUUCUCGUAACUAGGUUCUCAAUGAAGUCUAGUUUUAUUUAUAUUUUCCGUCAGUGUUGGGGACCUUUACGGUAAUAAACCAGAUCUGUGCAAACUUACGUGCGCAAAUGUGUGUUACAUAAAAUAAAAUGACAAAGUUCCCAUAUUUCACACUUC